AUGCAACUCGUCAAUUAUGCAGCCUGGAUUCCCUCUGAGAAUGCCCAUCUUGUAGUCGCCACGGCACCUUUUCCGGAUCUCUCGCCCGAUGAGCUCGUCAUCACGAACCGCGCCGUAGCUGUCAACCCGGUCGACUGGAAGAUCCAGGCGUCGGGCGGCUUCGGUCUCCAGUACCCGGGGAUUCUGGGAGAAGACAUCGCUGGUGAAGUUCUGGAGGUCGGUAAGAAUGUGAAGCGGUUCAAAAAGGGCGAUCGCGUCAUUGCGCACGCGCUGGGACUUGGAAACGGGAGUGCCUAUGGCGGGUUUCAACUCUAUCCACGGGCCAAGGUUGAGACGGUCGCAAAGAUUCCUUCCAGUAUAGAGUUCCAGACCGGAGUGGUGCUGCCGUUGAGCAUCUCGACGGCAGCCGCUGGGCUGUACCUGAAAGGGACGCUGGGGCUGGAGUAUCCCAAGGUUGCGAACACACUGGCAAAUCAGACGUCGACACUGGAGAGGAAGAAUACGUCUGAUAAUGCGGGAGAAAGGACCAAGAAGAAGGCCAUUCUCCUCCUCUGGGGCGGGUCAUCAUCGGUCGGCUCGUCGGUCAUCCAACUUGCUGUGGCUUCUGGCUAUAACGUCGUCAUCACGGCCUCGCCAGCAAAUUACUCCUACUGCAAAGACCUCGGAGCCUCACUCGUGCUCGACUACCACAACCCCGACGUCGUGUCGAUACUUGUAUCGUUGCUCAAAGAGCAUGGGGUGCCUGUCGUGGGCGCUUAUGACGCCAUCGGAACUGACGCGACUGUCCGACAAUGCGCGGCGGUGCUGCACGGUCUAGGUGGUGGUACGGUAGCGAGCGUGGUAUCUACACCUUCAGAUCUCCCUAAAGAUGUCAAAGCCGUGAGAAUUUCGAGUACCGACGUCGUGGGCCAGGAGGGGGGUGCCGUGGCAAAGACCAUAUGGGGAGAAUAUGUGCCCUCGGCCUUGCAGAGAGGGUCAUUCAAGGCGGCGCCUCCAGAGCUCGUGGUGGGACAUGGGCUGUACUCUGUCCAAGGUGGCCUUGACAAGCAGAAGAGUGGGGUGAGCGCGCAGAAGGUUGUUAUAACGCUAUGA
Molecule: messenger RNA, 1092 nt
Organism: Fonsecaea pedrosoi CBS 271.37
Lineage: Eukaryota; Fungi; Ascomycota; Eurotiomycetes; Chaetothyriales; Herpotrichiellaceae
Exons: 1
Coding region: 1-1092 (363 amino acids)
Molecular function (GO): oxidoreductase activity, acting on NAD(P)H
Source: RefSeq, a predicted model, not a curated record